Molecule: messenger RNA, 1874 nt
Organism: Ceratotherium simum simum (southern white rhinoceros)
Lineage: Eukaryota; Metazoa; Chordata; Mammalia; Perissodactyla; Rhinocerotidae
Gene: PKDCC
Product: protein kinase domain containing, cytoplasmic
Biological process (GO): peptidyl-tyrosine phosphorylation; skeletal system development
Cellular component (GO): extracellular region
Molecular function (GO): ATP binding; non-membrane spanning protein tyrosine kinase activity
Source: RefSeq, a predicted model, not a curated record
GGCCCGCGCCUGGGCUGCGCCGCGCUCCGCAACGUGACCGGCGCACAGUACGUGGGCUCUGGCUACACCAAGGCCGUGUACCGGGUCCGCCUGCCCGGCGGCGCCGCGGUGGCGCUCAAGGCGGUGGACUUCAGCGGCCACGAUCUGGGCAGCUGCGUGCGCGAGUUCGGGGCGCGGAGGGGCUGCUAUCGGCUGGCGGCCCACAAGCUGCUCAAGGAGAUGGUGCUGCUGGAACGGCUGCGGCACCCCAACGUGCUGCAGCUCUAUGGCUACUGCUACCAGGACAGCGAGGACAUCCCGGACACCCUGACGACCAUCACGGAGCUGGGCGCCCCUGUGGAAAUGAUCCAGCUGCUGCAGACUUCCUGGGAGGAUCGAUUCCGAAUCUGCCUGAGCCUGGGCCGCCUCCUCCACCACCUGGCCCACUCCCCACUGGGCUCGGUCACUCUGCUGGACUUCCGCCCCCGACAGUUUGUGCUGGUGGAUGGGGAGCUGAAGGUGACGGAUCUGGAUGACGCACGUGUAGAGGAGACACCAUGUGCAAGCAGCGCCGACUGCAUACUCGAGUUUCCAGCCAGGAACUUCACCCUGCCCUGCUCUGCCCAGGGCUGGUGCGAGGGCAUGAAUGAGAAGCGCAACCUCUACAAUGCCUACAGGUUUUUCUUCACAUACCUCCUGCCCCACAGUGCCCCACCCUCACUACGGCCUCUGCUGGACAGCAUCGUCAACGCCACAGGAGAGCUCACCUGGGGGGUGGAUGAGACCCUGGCACAGCUGGAGAAGGUGCUGCACCUGUACCGGAGCGGGCAGUAUCUGCAGAACUCCACAGUAGGCAGCAGAGCCGAGUACCAGCACCUCCCAGAGAGCACCAUCCCCCAGGAAGACUACCGCUGCUGGCCGUCUUACCACCACGGAAGCUGCCUCCUUUCAGUGUUCAAUGUGGCCGAGGCCGUGGAUGUCUGUGAGAGCCAUGCCCAGUGCCAAGCCUUUGUGGUCACCAACCAGACCACCUGGACAGGUCGGCAGCUGGUCUUUUUCAAGACAGGAUGGAGCCAAGUGGUCCCUGAUCCCAACAAGACCACGUAUGUGAGGGCCUCUGGCUGACCUGAGGGCUCCACUGACCAGCUGACCAUCCCUGCCAGCUGGGCUUGCUGUGGGGGGGGGGGGGUGACUUGUACUCGCAGCACUGCAGACAAGGCUGACACCCCAGACAGACUGAGGUGACCAGGACAACGUGCAAUAAUGCCAAACGUUAAAAUGUGAGUUGACCAGUCUAGGUAUGGGACUGUUGGCUCCAGGGCCAGGAAUCAUGGGGGCUGACUGCCUCUCCAACCCUCUGGGCUGCCAGCAAGACUCAGGCUGGUCUCCCCAUUGAGGCCUCUGCCCCUCACUGGACAUUUCCUUGGGCAGCCCCAUCACUGUGUUCGUAGUGUGAGAAUGUAGCCAAAGCCCCUGCUGCUGCUGCUGCUGCUGCACGUGCCACAGCCUGGCAGGGGCUGCGUGGGGACAAUCGGUCACAAGUGCUCUCUCAGCCAAGGUCUGGACAGAAGACUUGAUGGAGAUGCUUCUCUGGGAUGUAGGCCAUCCUGUACCUGGGGAGGCUGGCUCUGGCCACCGGAAGGAGGGCGCUCUCGGGCCAGCCCAGGGGCAGGGGCAGAGGAGCACACGUGGUAUGAGCCAAGAUGUGGGUCGAGGAGCAGGUUGCAGUUUGAGCCAGGACCUGGGGCGGGGGUGGGGCCGGGGCCUUUCUGCCUCAUUUGCUUUCAGUGAAAGCCGCAAAGCAGCCAAAACCAGCCUCUCCCCCCUCCUGGAGUUUGUAUAUCCAGAAGCUUUUGUACUUCUUGUUCAUUAAAAUGUUUAUUUUUGUAAAAAAA